CAUUUUUACUUUGACACAAGGUAUCAUAGUUUGUUUAUCAUUACUUCACUUUUAGUUAUGUUAAAACAUUAACAAAAACAAAAUUGCAAUUUAGAAAUAUGUUCACAGUUUUGGGGAGAUUCGGAAAGGCAUGUCCCAAAAUGGGGCCUAACAUUUGUGACCAUGGCGAGUGUCAGCCACGUGGACAUCUGUUUGCCUUGAAGGCAGGGAAUUUAUUACAUAAUGGGUCGGUGGGUUUUAAGAAAACCGUGGAUUGCGACAAAGAUAUACGGAUGACGAAGCCCACAUCCAAUUGUAAUAAAGAGAAGACCUUGUGCCAACCGCUCUCUACCGACGGCGAUGAUGCGGAAGCUUGUACUGCACAUACAUCUCACAAAUGUGAGGAAGUCGAAGAUCCUUAUAAAAUGUUUAUUAAGAAGUUCAUGGGCAUAUCAAAAAAUAUAUCCUUUGAUAAUGCCAUCAAUGUCAUGCAGACGGCACCAAUCGAAAAACAGCGUGUCUCAAAAAAUGAGGAGCCUUUUUUUGGGGAAAAGGUGCUCGCCUCUAAUAUGAACGGAACUUCCGAAAAAAAGGAGAUUACCGACACAUUCAUUGCCUCUAGUGAAACAGCAGUUUAUCCAAACAAGGAGAGCUUUACCGCAUUCAAUAAGGAAGCAACUGCCUCCAAUCAAAAUUCUAGUCAAAUAUGGAAUGCCUCCAGGCAAAUCGUAACUAAGGAAGAGACUAGAUUCUGUGAGUAUCCAAAUGCUUUAUUUGAUAAAUCAGUCGACCGCGGCAAGGAAAAUGCGGCUAUCAUAAAUUUGACUGCAACUGAUAAUAGCUCGACUAGUUUAGAAGACAUGGCAAUUUCUGAAAGUUCCACUUGUUCGGGUUGGGCCCACUUGUGUGUAAACUUAACAGAUUUCAAUAAUAAGAGUUCUUCCACUGCCGACUCUGAAAACAUGCAUGACUCUCAUAAGAUAGAGAAUGUCCGGUCAUCUGGAACGGAACGCACUGCCCCCUCUCAGAAGCCCACAUCUAAUAAUGAGGAAACUACGGCUUAUGAGUUCUGUAUAGCAUCGAAUGCCAACUUUGAAACACCGUCCACCUCUAUUAAAACGGAUCAAUCUUCCACAACAAUAUCUUCUGAUUUCUGUGGACAUCCGAUAGUUUUCAAAGAAGUCACUACCUCUAUAAUUGACUCGUCUUAUGGGGAACCAAAAGGCUCUAAUAAUAUAGAGAGUUGUUUAACUCAUGCUAGCUCCAGAACAGAGCAAUCUGAUCAAAAUCAGAGUACCAUCAGCCAAUCCAGUGAAAAAUUAGGCGUCUGUAGCACGAAGGGGAAUACCGUCAAUCCAAGUUUAUUUUGUAAAGAUCCUUUAGACUCUAAUAAAAUAGAGACUUGUGUAAAGCAGACCAUUUGUGGAUCAGAAACAUCAGGUCAAAUAGAGAAUGACUGCAACAAAAUUAAAAGUAAAUGCGGAACAUCAGCGAACAGCUCUACGCAAAUAAUGACUUCUAUUAAACAGCCGGUAACGUUCAGUAGACAUCUGAUUGUUUUAUGUGAAAAAGUAUCUGGAUUCUGUGGCAAGCUACUUGUUUCGAAAAAGAAAGCACAUGUCGAUACUAAAGAUGUUCUGCCCAGCAAAAAACCAAGUAGCAAAGCUUAAUAAUGAAAUAGACAUAUUUUUAGAUUAUAUAAAUUCAUAGCUAAUAUAAAACCACAUUUUCUUAUUGUAGA
Drosophila hydei is the source of this 1720-nucleotide messenger RNA. RefSeq lists its product as uncharacterized. Lineage: Eukaryota; Metazoa; Arthropoda; Insecta; Diptera; Drosophilidae. The transcript has 2 exons. The record is from RefSeq and is a predicted model, not a curated record. The coding region runs from base 99 to 1649 and encodes 516 amino acids.